AUGGGUAAGAACAUUUCUAUGUUCACGAUUGGAGGAGUGGAAGUGCCAAUGACAAUCGAUUCGGGUGCCGACGCAUAUAUUGCCAACCGAGCUGUGUGGAAUCAGACGAAGGAAGCAGGUGUACGUGUACAGAACAUGUCCACAGUGAUCGAUCUAAACUUGUUGGUGUAUGCAUCAGCACAACCCAUGGAUAUUACAAGAGUGUUCAUGGCAGAGAUUGAAGCAGGAGGAAACAAAGAUUUUGCAAAGUUCUGUAUAGUCGAAAAUGACAAACAAUGUCUGCUGGGGGAUCGAACCGAUAAAAAGCUUAAAGUUCUAAAAGUCGGGUUCAAUAUGGGCGCAGUGCAGGAUCAAAGACUGAAACCUUUUCCCAAGUUGUAUGUAAUCGUUGAAAUACCGAUUAAUAUUAACGUGCAACCGGUGCAGCAGCCCUAUAGGCGACCUCCCAUCGCUCUUGAGCAUAAGAUAGAAGCAAAAUUGCGAGACCUUCUCCAGCAGGAUAUCAUUGAACGGGUUGACGAAUUAUUGAGCUUGAUGAAUGGUGCAGUACGAUUUUCGAAGAUGGACAUCAAGGACGCUUAUCAUCAAGUGGAAAUCUCAGAAACUUCAAGAGCCAUUACCACUGUCAACACCAAACAUGGCCUAUUCAAGUAUAAACGUCUAAUGUUUGGUGUUAGUUGUGCACCGGAAUCAUUUCAGAAGGUGAUGGAAUCAAUUAUUGCUGGAUUAGACGGGAUGAUCAUUUAUCUUGGCGAUGUUGUAGUCUACGAUAAAACCCAGAAAGAACAUGAUGAUAGGUUAAAUGCAGUUUUACAAAGAGUGGACGAAUACGGAGUACUCUUAAAUGAUAAGAAAUGUGUAUAUAAUGUUAGAUCAUCGCAAUUUCGUGGACAUAUACUUUCGGUUGAAGGUGUUCGUCCAACGGAGAGCAGAACAGAUGCAAUUUAG
This is a messenger RNA of Sabethes cyaneus, 948 nucleotides long. RefSeq lists its product as uncharacterized. The coding region runs from base 1 to 948 and encodes 315 amino acids. NCBI's taxonomy places the organism in Eukaryota, Metazoa, Arthropoda, Insecta, Diptera, Culicidae. The transcript is spliced from 3 exons. The record is from RefSeq and is a predicted model, not a curated record.